Messenger RNA from Drosophila gunungcola (fruit fly), 473 nucleotides. RefSeq lists its product as uncharacterized. Gene Ontology annotation, molecular function: calcium ion binding. NCBI's taxonomy places the organism in Eukaryota, Metazoa, Arthropoda, Insecta, Diptera, Drosophilidae. The record is from RefSeq and is a predicted model, not a curated record. The transcript has a single exon. Bases 5 to 448 code for a protein of 147 amino acids.
CAGCAUGUGCAGUUUAACCGACGCCCAAAUCGAAGAGGUCCGGGAAGCUUUUAAUCUGUAUGACACAGAAAAGACAGGAUGGGUAUCCGUUAAGCAGCUAGGAGGAGUAAUGCGCGCCCUUGGUGAAAUGCUCACCGAAGCGGAGAUCUAUCAGUUGGCCAACGAAUGCAGCUCGGACUUCGGUGGCCAGGUACAAUUCAAGGACUUCCUAUACGUGAUGUCAAAACGACUGGAAGAAGAGAAUAGUCUUGUGUCCUUGAAGACGGCCUUUAAGAUCUUUGAUCGCAACGAAGUAAACCAUUUUACGACAGCGGAAAUCAGAACAAUAAUGACCAAUCUGGGAGAGAAAAUGUCAGACGAGGAUCUGAACGAGAUGUUCCAAGAUAUCGACUUGGAUAAAGAUGGAAAAAUCUCGUUUAGCGAAUUCGUCACUGCAAUGCGAAGUUGAAAUAAGAAUUCCAAAUUGAAAGCGC